AUGUUUCUAUCAUGGUGGAUAACUCUCCUUUUGGUUUCAACAACCAGUAGCCAACAAGUUGGUACUAACUGCACGGAUCCUCGCAUUCGUCGAUCGUGGGAUACGUACAAUGCAACCGAAAAAGCUUUGUAUCUCGAAGCUGUCGGUAGCGCCAUGGACAAGGGAUUUCAUCAAAAGUUCAUUCAAGUUCAUACUGAAUUUCUUUCUGAGAAAGAGGCCCAUGGAAACUGCAUGUUUAUCUACUGGCAUCGCAUGUUGUUGUUGGGAUACGAAAACAUGCUUCGCAGUUUAAAUUCGAAAUAUCGAUGUCUUACACUUCCGUACUGGGAUCAUGUAUCAGCUAGGGCACGUCGAGCUACUGGAAGUUGUACCAAUCUCCUCACUUGUACUCCUUUCCUCUCUGAUUCUAGCGGUGACAUGUCUGGUACUAGCAAGAGUUUGAUCAUCUAUGAUUCGGUCAUACCCCUCAGUUCAUCUACUUGCAUGAAUCGCUUUCCACUCUCGCAAUUCUGCGGAAACAAUACUGUUUGUGCGAAAUGUAUCACUCGAAAAACAAGAAAUGCCAUGACAAAUACCGCGUAUCCUGAUUCAGCUUCGUUUGCUUCAGUAUACCAGCAACUCUUUUCUUCAAACGAUUCAUCUGUAUUUACCUCCCAAGUCGAACGUGGAGUACACAAUACAAUUCACAGCGCUCUUGGUGGUGUCAUGGCGUAUUUUGAGUCACCAGCUGAUCCAAUCUUCUACCUUCACCAUGCACUUAUUGACUUGUUACAAAUCAUCUACUUUAAGUGUCAAGUAGGAGGUGAGAAUGUCAUUCUUCCAAUUGAAGCCAAGGGAAACGACACGCGUUGGUUUCGAAGAUGCGCCAAAAGAUCUUCAGGAACUUACACAACAACAACAAACAUCACAAUUCGAGGACUGGCAUUUGAUGGAAAGACGGUCGUGAAUGUAUGGGAAGAUCCUCAAAAUAUUCUUUACCCAUUUUUUAAAGACUUGCCGUCCAGGUACGUUGAUUACGUUGAUGCCAAAGAUCUUGGAAAUUAUAGCUACACGUACGCAAUGAGUGGUGGACUCGCUACAUUCUAUCAAAAGUGUUGGACAUCAAAUCAAGUCUCUGCAGUUACGACGUUGUUAGCCGAUGAACGUCAGAAUAGAGGACGUGGAAAAAUGAAACAACUUGAACCAGUCCUCGAGCCAGGAAGUGCGUACGAUGAAAAGGUCAAGCGUUUGAACAUUGCUUUGUAUGAAACAGCACGAAUUGUUGGUUACGAAGAAACUGCAGCCAAUGAACAAAUGGAAAUGGUCAUGUGUCAAUACCAACAAGAUUGUCUUGGAGGCGUUCUUGACUAUUCGGACAUCUUUCGAGCGAACUUUGGUGUUGAAGGACAUCCUCGUUGUUACACGAUUCUGCAAUAUUUGAACUCCGGCGAUAAAGUCAUUGGAAUUCCACAAUGGAAGUUUAUUACUAGUCGCUUUUUACCCUGUGCUGCUUAUCAGAAGAAGGAAAAUCCGUUGUCGAAUUUUGGGAAGGCAGUGGGUAAAAUGAUGCAGGAUCUUGGUCGUGGAGAAGGACAGGAUCAGAUAGCUUUGCAUUAG
Messenger RNA from Plasmopara halstedii, 1596 nucleotides. RefSeq names its product RxLR-like protein. Lineage: Eukaryota; Oomycota; Peronosporomycetes; Peronosporales; Peronosporaceae. Gene Ontology annotation, molecular function: oxidoreductase activity. The transcript has 2 exons. The record is from RefSeq and is a predicted model, not a curated record. Bases 1 to 1596 code for a protein of 531 amino acids.